Rotaria sp. Silwood2 is the source of this 1155-nucleotide messenger RNA. Lineage: Eukaryota; Metazoa; Rotifera; Eurotatoria; Philodinida; Philodinidae. The record is from the annotation of a GenBank genome assembly.
AUGUUUAUACGUGUUACUGAUGAAUCAAAGUCCAGCAAUGAAAUAGUUGAAAUUCCAGUUGACGGUGGCAUUGAUGGUUCAGUUUCAUUGAGUACACUCGCUGCUCAAUUUCAAGGUGUGAGUGCAUUGAAAUAUCGGAAUUCUGAGACGAGUGUGUGGAGAGGUGUCCGAGUAGCAGAUGGAAAACUUUAUCAUCCAGAUGGUGUGUGGGAUCGAGAUACGGUGUAUUUUACUGUUUAUUCAAAACCUGUUUCAUCAGAUAUUAAACGAAAAGGUGUUGGUGAACAACAAGAAGAAUCAACAAUAUCAUCAUUAGGACAAACUAAAACUCAAAGACUUGAUUAUGGACAAGAAAUUACUAAUGAAAGUGAAAAUGAACCAGAUCAUCGUUGUGUUGAUUUAAUUGUGCUUGGAAUAAGUUAUCGAAGUCUUGAAGCUGAUGUUAAAAAAUGUUUUGAAGCAUUUGGUGAACUUGUAUUUUGUGAGAUAAAACGCGAUGCAAAUGGGCAAUCACGUGGAUUUGGUUUUAUUCGAUUUAAAAAUUAUGAAUCACAAUUGGCCGUUAUUAAUAAACGACAUUUUAUUGAUGGACGACAUGUUGAUGUUAAAAUUCCUGAUUCAAAAACAAGUGCACAUGAACCUGAAUAUGCUCGAAAAAUUUUUGUUGCUCGUUUACCUGAUAAUAUAACACCAGAUGAUUUACGACAAUAUUUUUCAAAAUAUGGACCAAUUAAAGAUGUUUAUAUACCAAAACCAGCACGCUCAUUUGCAUUUGUUACAUUUCAUGAUUCAAAUAUUGUACGAACAUUAUUUGGUACACAUAUUAUUCAUGGUUGUAGUGUAACAGUCGGACCAGCUGAGCCAAAAAAUAAAUUAUCAGCAAUUGGUGAUUAUCCUUCAUCGACAUUUAAACGAGCUAAACCAGAUCAUAGUAGUUUACGUACAUUAACAACUUAUGGUGCAUCACCAGCUCAUUCACAUUAUCAUCAACAAUAUGGUCAAACAGCCAAUACAGAUAUAAUGCAAAGAUUUUUUCAACAAUAUGGUACAACAACGACAAGUUCACCUAAAGGACAAUUUUCUAGUGCCCAACAAUCCUAUUGGAGUAGUGCACAUGAAGAAGCAGCUGCUGUUUGGCAACAACAUUAUCGAUAG